Messenger RNA from Magallana angulata, 1901 nucleotides. RefSeq lists its product as uncharacterized. Gene Ontology annotation, molecular function: four-way junction helicase activity; 3'-5' DNA helicase activity; ATP binding. Gene Ontology annotation, cellular component: cytoplasm; nucleoplasm; chromosome. The record is from RefSeq and is a predicted model, not a curated record. The coding region runs from base 761 to 1657 and encodes 298 amino acids. Gene Ontology annotation, biological process: telomere maintenance; double-strand break repair via homologous recombination. The transcript has 4 exons. NCBI's taxonomy places the organism in Eukaryota, Metazoa, Mollusca, Bivalvia, Ostreida, Ostreidae.
AUUGCAUCAAAUCGAUGCAAUUAUUCGCCGGAAGCGCGCAUUUGCCAGGGGUGAAGCAACUAAAGUUGAAUCCGUUAAAAUUUAUCAUUAAAUUUAUUAUUUAAUGCAUCAAAUCGCCUUAAGUUGAAUGAAAAGUUGUUUUUUAUUGUAAUAUAUUUUUAAUUUUUAAGUAAUCUUAAGUGUGUAUGCGAUCGUAAAAAAUAGUUCAAAUAGAUUUGUUUACAUUCAGGGUUACUGCUUACUUACGCGCAGACGACAGUGUCACGACAGAGAACAUGACCUCUUUUGAAGACUGUGUUGUAUUUGCUUCCAAAGCGUUGGGCUUGGACUUUUCUUUGAAAGACAAGCAACUUGAAACACUUCGUGCAUUAUAUAAUGGACAUGAUUGUGUCAGUUAUGCCAACUGGAUAUGGCAAAAGUGUGAUUUUCCAGUGUCUUCCAUGGCUGUUUCAGUGCAAACGAGGUCUACAAUACCCAUUAAUUACCCUUGUUGUGAGUCCUUUGACGUCAUUAAUGCAAGACCAAGUGAUGACUCUAUGUGAAAAAGGAAUUAAAGCCUGUUUUUUGAAUUGUGAAGUUAGGUACCCAUGGAAGCACUUACAAAUUAAGAGGCGAAGAAGAAAACGAUUCAGAUGAUGACCAAGAUAAAACGGAUGUCCAUGCAUCAUGUUCCACAUCCCUAAUAGAUUUGCAGAGAGGAGCGUACAACAUAAUCUACGCUCACCCUGAAACUCUGCUUAACAACAAGAAUAUCUCAUCAAUGCUGAGAUCCAAACUGUACAAGCAGAGAGUCUGUGCUGUUGUGAUUGAUGAAGUUCAUAUGAUGUCAGAAUGGGGAAUGUCAUUUCGCAAGGCAUUCAAGAAGUUGUCCGAGUUGGUAUGUAUUUUCCCCCUACCAGACACUGUGCAUCUUGCUAUGACAACAACAGCAACACCAACAGCAAUCAAAGAACUUGUAGAUGACCUACAGUUCACAGACACUACAACCAUCACUGUAAAUCCAGACCGUCCUAAUAUUAAACUUGAGAUACAGACACGCCUUCCAAACAUCAGAAAAUAUGAAAAACUGGAUGAAUUGCUGCACCCCCUAGCCCAGGAGUUGCGCGACUUGCUUACUUGUUUUCCUUUAACUAUAGUGUAUAUUAAUCAAUUAGAAGCUUUGGGUUAUUGUUAUCAAUACAUUGAAGAUUUUUUAGGUGAAUUUUCAUAUUUUCCAGUCCAUGACCCUAUCCCUGAAAACAGGUUAUUUGCUCAAUUUCAUAAAGACUAUACAAGUAAAAUGAAAGCUCAUAUAGUUUGUCAAUUACGUAAAGAAAAUCCUACAUUAAGAUUAAUAUUUGCCACUGUUCCUCUUGGAAUGGGUUUAAAUGCACCUGGCAUAUCUCGUGUCAUUCACUUUCAGCCUCCAACAACCCUUGAGAAAUAUUUACAAGAGAUUGGUAGAGCAGGUCGUAAUGGUCAACAAGCCACAGCUAUUUUGUAUUAUAAUAUGAGUGACAUUGCACCGAACAGAAAAGGUCUCUCGGAAGAAAUCAGAAAAUUUUGCUUAAAUAAAUGUACAUGUUUAAGAAAACAUCUGUUGCAAUAUUUUGGGUUUUCAAAUGUUCUUUAUUGUGGUUCACCAGAAAAUUGUUGCUCUAAUUGUCAGAAGAAGUGAAUUUGUGUAUGCUUUUUUGUUGCUUCCUACUUGUAUGAAGUAUGGUUCAUUUGUAUUUAAAAAUCUUAAUUACUGUAUUAAAGCAAAUAUGACAAUAUAAAAACUGUAUUGCAAAUGCAGAUAUAUCCUUUCAAUUGGACAUUGCCUUUGGGUAGUUGUGUUAAACAGAAAGCAAUAAAAUGUAGACAGUCUUAUUACUGCAUGCACUACAGUGUGUGUGAAUAAAUAUGCAAUAUUAUCAAAA